This is a messenger RNA of Polypterus senegalus (gray bichir), 6197 nucleotides long. It is a transcript of the gene gmfb, whose product is annotated as glia maturation factor, beta. The record is from RefSeq and is a predicted model, not a curated record. Gene Ontology annotation, biological process: negative regulation of Arp2/3 complex-mediated actin nucleation; actin filament debranching. Gene Ontology annotation, molecular function: Arp2/3 complex binding; actin binding. The transcript has 7 exons. Lineage: Eukaryota; Metazoa; Chordata; Cladistia; Polypteriformes; Polypteridae. Gene Ontology annotation, cellular component: actin cortical patch. The coding region runs from base 89 to 517 and encodes 142 amino acids.
CUGUGCAUUCAUUGGUUUUUAUCCUCUCGCGAGAUCUGAUACAUCUGUGGGCGGAGGAGCCGGAGAGUUCUAUCUACGCUGCAGGAAAAUGAGUGAAUCUUUGGUUGUGUGUGAUGUUGAUGGAGAACUGGUAGAAAAGCUCCGCAAGUUUCGUUUUCGGAAGGAGACCAAUAAUGCUGCCAUUAUCAUGAAGAUUGAUAAAGAUAGACAAUUGGUCAUCCUGGAUGAAGAACAUGAGAACAUCUCUCCUGAUGAACUGAAAGAUGAACUUCCAGAAAGGCAGCCACGAUUUGUUGUAUACAGCUAUAAGUACCAGCAUGAUGAUGGUCGUGUUUCUUAUCCUCUCUGUUUCAUUUUUUCAAGUCCUUUAGGGUGCAAACCUGAGCAGCAGAUGAUGUAUGCUGGAAGCAAAAACAAACUUGUACAAACGGUGGAACUUACAAAGGUGUUUGAGAUAAGGAACACAGAAGACCUGACUGAAGAGUGGCUUCGUGAGAAACUUGGAUUCUUUCGUUAGACUGCGGCAGUGUGGUAACGUGUUGUUACCAAGGGAACAAAUUUAUUUUUUUGACACAUGACUUUCAUGUAUGUGUUUUUUUUUUUUAUUGUAUUAUUUUUGAUCAUUCAACUAUUCUAGAACCCAGUGGUAACAGUUUUGUAGAAAACGAAAAGAAUGGUCUUAGACCAGUAACCAAUAUAAUACUUUAAAAAAAAAAAAAAGUGUACCAUAUUACAGAGUGUUGUUCUCAUUAAAUCUUCUGUUCUUGGCCUCCACGUGUUUGCAACAUUGUGCCAGUAAAUUGUGAUCCAGUUCAAAUGUCUUUAUUUCCUUUUAAGUUUCUAGUAUGCAUUGCAUACAGUGCUAUAAGCAAACCAAAAUGAAUAACCUUAACCAUUAUUGUCUUUAUUGCUAAUGUCUAACAUCUCCUUCCAAAGGCAAGGGUAAUAUAUUUAGCUUGUGAAUGCAAAGUAUUCUGUGUUAAUUGGGUUAAAAGGAUUUAAGACCAUAAAAUCAUUUUACUUCUGCAUUUAUAUGUAAAAUUGCAUUUGGAAUGUUCAUGCCACAUGCAUUAGGCACUUCCUUUGAUAUGGACACACGUAUUUGAAAGUUGAAUUUUACUAUAACAUAGAGAGCCAUUUUAUGGUUAAGAGAAAACGUUCUCCUCAAAUAAAAUUAUUUGUGAUAGCAAUUGAUUAUUAUAGUUAAGUUUGUUUAUCAUUGCCAUCUUCACUGAGAUGGGAUACAUUUUGACCUUAGUUUGUCUUUUUUCGGUAUUUUAACAUUCUUGUGUUUUUAUAAGGGUUUUCUAUACAGUAGACGCUUGUGUUACUACCAUCCAGUCACCUAUAGGCUUAGUUGGCUAGAUGCAUCAGCUGUAAGUUGUUGUUGUUUGCUUUAGGAUAACCUGAUAUACACUUAAUGGUAUUACUUUUUUGGUAUAUGUUUGUAAUUGCCAUGAUCCUAAAAGCAGUUACUUUCUAUAAGUGAAUUAUUAGACAGGUUUUUAUGCUUUAUUAUCUGUGAACUUGUGUUUUUCAUAUAAAGUAUCUGAAAAAUAGAAGGCCAAAUUUAAAGUGUGCUAAUAGGUAACUGUUAAAUGUUUUAGUCAUAGUGCUCUGGCUAUAACAUACGUAUGCAUGUAUUUCAUGCUUUUUGCAUUGUGGGCCUCGUUUCCCAUGGCUUAUGUUCACUACUGGCUGGAGAUGCACUCUCAUGUGGUUUUUGUCGGUAGUAAAUACAGAAAGAACUUUCAGGCUAAAUAAAACUAUCUGAUGGCCUUUUGUUGAGCUGAAUCACAUGCUACCCUGUUCCACAUUUUCUUAUUAAUUUUUGACUUACUGUACUGAACUCUAAGCACUGUAUUGGUGCCAAGAAAGACUUGUAGGAAAGUAGAAUGUGUUAUAUUUUGAUACAUGUGAGGUUUGUUUCAGGUACUCCUUAUUCAAAAGAAUGAAUAUGGUGUUCUUAAAUUACCUGCAGAUGUACUUGAAAUACAUUGAGUUGUUGGGGAGGGUCUUGCAUGCAAAAGGAGGAAGAUAUUUAAAUAAUUCCAGCUUUAGAUUUUUAUUAUCCAGAUGAAGUGUUCAUAGCAGCAUAGAUAUUUUAGAAAAUCACACAAUAUUGUGUCUAGUAUUUCGUAUAAAAAAUUGCUGAAAUACAAGUUUAGAAAUUAAAUAUCCAUUUCAACCCUAAAAUUGUUCACAUUAUGCCCUAUUGAAGAAUGACCCAAAACAAUUACAAGUGACAAAAACAAUCCUAAAAACGUUUGCUAUUCUUGCAAAAAAACAUGUUGUAAACUUUAUGAAAAUGGACCUAAAACAGUUCAGUGGGAGACCAUGCUGUCUUCUCAUUCAUUACCAUGCACAAUUAUUGUAUGAAAUUAUUUAAAGUUAGAUUUUUAAGAUCUUGUCAGUGUUCAGUCAUAUCCAACAGCACUUGAAAAUGUGCCUAAUAACAAGGAAUUGUGCAAUCAUUUCUCAUUUGUCUUCCAUAUUCUGCUGUGAGAACUUGUCAAAUUCCUGACAUAACACAUAUUUAUUAUAGUUUACAACAUCUGUCUCUUAUCCCUUUGUUUUUGUUUAGCUUUGAGUAAAACACUUAAUCCCUCAUGAUCCAUUCUUUAUCCAAAGUGGGUUUAAUUGUUUAACUAUAACUUGCAUGGGGACCAAAAAUAUAUACGGCAAUGUUUCCUGCAGAUAUCUUUUAAUUUAUUGAAGUGUGGGAUCACAAACAUUCAAGUGUUUCCAGACCUUCAGUAGGGCAUGGCUGUCCUUUGGACAUAGACAUGAAUAGUAAGUCUGGGGUGAAGAGACUUUUAACAUUUCAUGUCCUGAAGUGUUUUUGGUGACCAUAACCUCAGACAUUAAAACAGCCGCUUGCAACUACUGAAUGCAUAUAAAGCAAUUGGUAGAUACAGUUUGGAUGUGUUAUUUAUUUGUUUCUUCUCUGUGUUGCCCAAUUUUUUGUACUAUCUGCAAUUUUUAUUUUUUUUUAAUAGCCAAAUAAAUGACACAUUAGUUUUUCCCUUGUCCUGCUUUGUAUCUUUGUGAGGUCAUGCUUUAAGAACAAGAUUGCUCAUUGUACUGGAAUAAAAUUUCUCACAAGUGUAGAAACUUGUGUUUGUCAUUAGGACUCAUUGUUUUACAUGUGUCAAGUUUUACAGGGUCUGCUUUUACUUUUAAGGGCAUUGUAAGUCUUGAACAUUCAGAAGCAGUAAUUACUGCUAGAAGUGACCAUCUUUUGUACUUUUACUGUUAACUGUACUAAUCUUGUAUUGAUGGAUAUGAAUUAAUAUGAAUACGUAAUUACCUGUUGUAACACAAUUUACCAGCUCAGUGGCUAUUUCAAUCGUCUCAUGUCUGUGACAUGCUGGGCUAGAUAUAAUCUUGUGAGUUUAGGAUAAGUAUUUAUAUUGUUAUAUAUAUUUACUGUUCUUGAAGAUGCAGCACUUUUCAAAGCCCUUUGCCUUGUGUGGUUUAAUGUAAUUAUAGAUGAUUUUCCUACAUACUUCCAAUCAUGGGGUGAAUGAAGGUGUCUUUAUUCUUUUUUUAACCUUUGUAAAAACUUUGCUGAAGACACCUGACCAACCUAAACAAGCCUGAUCAUUACCACAGUAUGAUGAAUCCUGGAUUGCUUAGUCUUUUCCCCAGGCUGAAUGUUGUGACUUUGAUUUAUAGCAACAUAAUAAAUAAAGAUGCUUUUGUCAUUCAGCCUUUGACUUUGUUAAAGAUACUAUCAGUCUAACCUUGCUGGAAUUCAAAAAAACUUUAGCUUGUUUUAAUGAUUCAAGGCAUUUCUUGGCUAUAAUUUUUUUUUGCAAGAAGGGCUUAAGGCAACUUUGUGCUGUUUUAAUUUCAAUUUGUUUGUUGUACUGACUCUUUGACCUCUCGGACUGAAUAAAAUCAUUCAUUACAGCAACAGGCAAGGAUCAGAAAGAAUAGUUUUUAAAGUUGUAAGACUUUCAGGAUGUUAAGCACCACCAUUGUUUUAAUGUAUUUAUAAACUGUUUUCUCGCUAGACUUGGAUAUAAUGUAUACUGUGUAUAACCAAAAACAUACGCAGUCAUUUGAAAAUAUGAACCCUUUUUCUGAAUUUAAAUGCACACUUGCUUGCCCUGUUUUAACUCUCAUUUUUGUAACCAUAAUUGUAAAAGUCACUGAAGCCCUUUCUGUAGCAUCUUCCUCACAUUCAUCUCCUGAAAUUUGCCAUUCCUUAGGUAUUAAACCAAAUUAGUAACUGUCUCCAGUUUAAUGAUCUUAUUUUGUUACUUUUUGAAAUGUAAAAUAUAAAUCUACUUUAAAUAUGAAUAUCUUUUCUCUUGUUAAAAUUAAGUAGAUGUAUCUAAUGCCUGUUUUUAUAUUUAAAUAAGUGUUUAGUUUUGGCCCAAAUUGGCUGUGAAAAUUAUCUCCGAAUGUGCACUGUUUUGUGAAUGCAUGGUUGCUUCAGUUUGCUAAAUGCUAUCUCUGAUACCUUAAAAACAGGUCGCGCAUCGGAAAUCUUCCCUCAUAAGGAUCAUAAAAUGAUUCUGUAUUUUGUUCUAUUUAAUAACCAUAUAACAAUAUUAAGUGAUAGUUUUUAAUGGCUAAAAAUAUAUUUCUAACUUAACCAAGGUAUUUUUAAAAUCUAGUGGUUAAUCAGACAUUUAUACAUUAUUUUAAUUGGUGAAUAUUGUGUUUUUUUUUUUAGAGGCUAACAAUUUAGACAGUCUUCUGCUAGAUGGAUACAUAAAACUUUAUUAAUUCCUUGGGGAAAUUUGAAAAUUACUGAUUGGCUGUUGAAAAUUAAUUUUCCCCACAGCAGCCGUAUUAAAAUAUAUUAAUUUGUAACUAUGAUGUAGUCUUAAAUCUUUCUAGUGUUUGCAUUAGAAUUUGUAUUCAGGCUUUUGAACUUUAGGCACAGAUCAUUUUGUCUCCACAAUAACAAAACUAACAGCACUUUGCUAUAUUAGAAUGUGCUCUAGUAUUGCGUUGUAAAAACUUUAAACCUUUGUCCAAAUCAGGAACAUAAUAAAUCAUCUCCAUAUUUAGUGUGCAGCAACAAAACAUUAGUCUUUUUUUUUUUUUUUGCAAUAAACUGCAACCUUUAAUCAUACCUCAUGUUUAAUAAAUGUUAGUGUGUUAUCUGCAUAGAAGUUUUAAAGUGACUUAUGUAGUUUACUGAAACUGGAUGUAAUUUACUGAAUUGGAUAUUCAUGCAAAAUUUUGUUUCAGCUUUCAAUGUGUAGUUUUGUUUUGUAAACUGCUUUUUUAGAUAAACGUGGUAUCGAUUUUUUACAUUCAGAAAUGUAUUUUUUUAAUUUGACCAGUAAACUGGAUAUAUUUGUGGACUUUUUUUUCUGUAUUUUCUAAUGAAGUUCAAAGAAUUUGGUUAAGUUUCUCCUACUUGAAUAGUUUAAUAAAUAAGUGAUUAAUUUACAUGAUUUUGUAAAACAGUGCAGUAUACGCAGUUUACAGACUGCCAAAAAUCAAGGUGACGUUCUACUUCUCUGCUCUGACAUAUACUGUAUGUUAAAAGCUAAAAUCCAAUGAGAAGGUAAGCAAAAUGGCACCUUUUAUUGGCUAACCAAGUAGAUUACAAUAUGCAAGCUUUCAAGGCAGCUCGGGCCCCUUCUUCAGGGAAGAUGUAAUACAGAAAGUGGAGUUAGCUCUGUUUAUACAGUAUAUACACCAGGAAAGAUGCCCACUUUUAAAACCCUUCUGAGACAUCCUCAGUGUUAUUAACAGACCUCCCCAAUCUAAAGGUCUGUUUAUAUUUAAUAUUAUAGCUGCAUCAUAAGCUUUUUUAUUAGUUAGCCAGUAAAAGGUGUCAUUUUGCUUUGCUUCUCAUUGCAUCCGUAAAUGACUAACAGGGUACAUUACUCUUACUACUACAAAGCUAAAGUAGAAAUGCAUUUUUUUUUUCCUUCCUGUAAAAAUAAUGGGAAGAAUUCCAAUAAAGAAAGCACAUUACUUGCUCUAAUGACAGAUCUUAAAGGAACUGGAUAGUUUCUGGUUAGUUUGUAUUUCUUUUGCUAUAUGCUGCUUAGAAUAUUUAGAUUUAUUUCAUACAGCUCACCAGUUUUCUGUUUCUUGCCUGGUGCACUUGUGGUCUGUGUACAAAUCAGUAGGACAUGGGUGUGUGAAAUCUGUGUUUUGUUAUUUACCUCAAAAGACGUGCAAAGUUAAAUCUACAAAUAAAAACAAUGCAUUGAUGUUGA